AUGGCCACAGGAGGUGAAGAAGAAACAACAGCUUUGCGUAUAUUACGCAUUACAGAUAUUGUUCACGAGCCCCUUGAAUUUAUCGCACCUAUUAGUGGCUAUGAAGAAAUGCCACUUGUUCCACUUGAAAUAGCUGUUGAACCACUCAUUUCUAUUCUACCAGCUAUUCAAAGUCGCGCAUAUAUUGCCAAACAAAGAUGUGAGAAUCCUGCCGAUGGAUUGACACAAGAUGAAUCCGCCUCAAUUAUGCUAUAUACAAUGAGUUGGAAACCACUCGAUAAAUGUUUAUAUUUUGUUUUAAAUGAUACAUUACGAUCAUCAGAUCGACAACAAAAGCUCGAACCAUGGUAUUUAUUUCUAAGACUCUUCCUUAAUGCACUCAAUCGUCUUCCAUCACUUCAUAAAAUUGCAUACAGAGAUGUUAAAUUAGACCUAAGCAAACGCUAUAUCAAAGGAAAAACAAUCGUCUGGUGUGGUUUCUCAUCGUGCACAACAACUGUUAGUAUUCUAAAUUCGAAAUCAUUUUUGAGAACGACAGAUGACAGAACAAUAUUUACCCUACAAUGUCAAUCAGCCAGAGAUAUUCGCAAGCAUUCAUAUUUUCCAACUGAAGACGAAGUACUUCUUAUGGCUGCAACUCAAUUCAAAGUAGUCAGUUGUCUUAAUCAAGGUGAUCUUCAUAUUAUUCAAUUGGAAGAAACUCGUCCUCCAUUUCCACUCUUACAACCAGUACCUAUUGUUGUUCCCUCACGUAAGUGA
Molecule: messenger RNA, 759 nt
Organism: Rotaria sordida
Lineage: Eukaryota; Metazoa; Rotifera; Eurotatoria; Philodinida; Philodinidae
Source: the annotation of a GenBank genome assembly